CAUCUGAAUAUCAAAUAUCAUAGGUGAAUUGAACAUAUUUAUUUCUCCUUGACCAUCUGAAAAUCAAAAAUCAUAAAUUAAGGCUAAGAUGAGUGCGUGAGAAUAUCAUAGUGCAUUGAACAAUGCAAGAAGAGGAUCACGAUUCCAAUAUAUAAUAACGAGGAAUGAAAUGAGUAGUUUCAAAGACCAGAAGUCCAGUAAUUUUGCAUGAGAAAAAUGAUUCUCCACAGCCCACAAAAACAUAAAUUAAUGGUAACACCCAGUCCCACAGUCAAAUAAAUUAAUGAUGCCUGCUUAGAAUUCCAAAAAAAGGGACAAUGGUUUGUCUGCAAUGGUUUGUCUUAAUGGAAUCCACAGUGAAUUAUUUCAAGUAUAUGAACGCCAACUUCUGUGAUGUUAUACUUGCAAAGGCAUCUUCUGCAAGAAUGUUUUCUAACAAAUGCACUCGAGAAGCAUUUUUAUGCAUUGUUGUUUACUUUUUGUUAGUGGGUUCACUUCAGGUGGCUGAACAAGCACCAGAAGAUGCAUGGGUCGAGUCCUUCCCUGGCUACAUUGGAAGCCAGCCUUACAGCAUAUAUACCGGGCCCAAUGUAUUUUGAUCUCAAUUACACUAGGGGUUUACCCAAACUAAUUGACAAUCCACAUUCUUGGACUAAGGUGUGCAACAUCAUUUUUCUUGAUUCACCAGCUGGGACUGGGUUUUCCUACUCCAAUACAACCGCAGACUACGUUUAUGGAGGAUUUAAGAUUGUCUCAGAUGCAUACGCUUUUCUUAUUAAGUGGUUUGAGGCAUACCCUGAGUUUCUAUCUAAUCCACUAUACAUUGGAGGAGAUUCUUAUUCGGGUCUUAUUGUACCAAUGUUGACACAGAAAAUAGCAGAUGGUAUUGAAGCCGGUGCAAAACCACUCCUAAAUAUUAAGGUGCCCUUUGGACAUGGAAUGGCCCUCAUAUCAGAUGAAAUAUACGAGUUUUAUAUAAAUAAGAUCCAGCAACAAAGCAGGCUUGCAAUGCUUAAUGAAGCAAGGAGAAAAGUUUGGUCCACAAGGUUUACUAUUCAAGAUGGUUUUCACCGAAUCCCCCUUCAUUUUGGCUAUGAAGACAAGCCUUGCCCUUCUCUGGACAAAUAUUACCUUUUGGAUAUCUGGGCAAAAAAUCCUUUUGUCAGGAAAAUAAUUCAUGCUCUACAGGAGAACAUAACAGGGGUGUGGAAAAGAUGUACUCCUCGUUUUAAAUAUAAACAUGAUGUUACAAGUGUGAUUAUAUAUCACAAAAAUCUAACCAAGAGAGGUUAUCGUGCUUUGAUCUAUAGUGGUUAUCAUGAUUUGGUUAUCCCAUAUGUUGGAACUGAGGCUUGGGUGAGAUCAUUAGGGUAUUCAAUAGUUGAGGAAUGGAGGUCUUGGUUUGUAGAUGGAGAGGUUGCUGGAUACACAAGAGCAUAUGAUCACAACCUUACAUUUGCAACUGUAAAGGGAGUUUGACACACAACACCAGAAUACAAACCCAGAGAAGCAUUUUCGAUGUUCAUAUCAUGGAUUUCUGGAAAACCUUUUUGAACAUUCAAGAAAAAUAUUUAGCGUGUUACUAAAAAAAUUCCCCACUUGAACUAUGUUUAUGGAAAUAGUGAGAUCUAACCUCCUUUUUCAAAUUAUGAACCUCUGGGAAGCU
Messenger RNA from Cryptomeria japonica (Japanese cedar), 1666 nucleotides. RefSeq names its product serine carboxypeptidase 1-like. NCBI's taxonomy places the organism in Eukaryota, Viridiplantae, Streptophyta, Pinopsida, Cupressales, Cupressaceae. Bases 523 to 1479 code for a protein of 318 amino acids. The record is from RefSeq and is a predicted model, not a curated record. The transcript has 13 exons. Gene Ontology annotation, biological process: secondary metabolic process; proteolysis. Gene Ontology annotation, molecular function: acyltransferase activity, transferring groups other than amino-acyl groups; serine-type carboxypeptidase activity.